AUGGCACAAAAUUAUGAUGAUCAACUAGCUGACGUAGAACAUGUCACUUUACAACAACUAGAAAAAUGGUCCCUCAUCGAAGAAAAGAUUUUACAACAGAAAUCCAGAGCCACCUGGAUAAAGUUGGGGGAUGGCAAUAACAAAUACUUUUCAGUUGUGAUAAAGGACAGGAAACAAAGAAAGCAAAUAAAUGUGCUAACUAGCCUUGCUGGACCUACUUUACAUGAACCAGCUGCUAUACAACAUGAGAUCAUUUCCUUCUACAAGUCGCUUAUGGCAUGGCAUGUGAUCAACAAGGAGGUAAAUGAAGCUGUAUUAGAAUUUUUUAGCACAGGGAAACUGCUCAAAGCUGUAAACUGUACAGCCAUAACCUUGCUACCUAAAAUUACAAAAAGUGAUUUUGCUAUUAUCUCUCAUGCCCAAUCUGGUUUCAUCCCUGGCAGGAAGAUAGCUGAUAGUGUCAUACUAGCCCAUGAACUUGUAAAGUCCUACUCUAGAAAGCACAUCACACCUAGAUGUAUGAUAAAGGUUGAUCUGCAAAAGGCUUACGAUUCUGUUGAAUGGCCAUAUUUGCAACAGGUCAUGGAGGACGAUUUGCUCCUAUUUGCUAAGGCUGAUCUCAGAAGCAUUACAAAAUUGCAAGACAAGUUUAUCAGGUUCUCAAGGGCAUCUGGGUUGCAACCCAACUUGGCUAAAAGCUCAGUGUACAUAGGAGGUCUGGACUCAGCUGAAUCUCAAAGGAUCAGCCACUAUCUAGGAUAUGGGCUAGGAGAGCUACCUUUCAAAUACCUGGGAGUACCCCUCACAACCAAGAAACUGAGCAUCCUCCAAUGGCAACCGCUAAUCGAGAAGGUGGUAACAAGAAUCUCAUCCUGGACAGCAAAAAAAUUAUCAUAUGCAGGACGGAUCCAAUUGGUGAAAUCAGUUAUUUUUGGUGUUCAGUCUUAUUGGGCUCACUUAUUUGUUUUACCUGCCAAAGUAAUCAAGGCUAUCAAUGCUUAUUGUCGAAGCUUUAUAUGGUCGGGGUUAACUCAAUCACCAAAAAAGCCUUAG
Messenger RNA from Lycium ferocissimum, 1053 nucleotides. RefSeq lists its product as uncharacterized. NCBI's taxonomy places the organism in Eukaryota, Viridiplantae, Streptophyta, Magnoliopsida, Solanales, Solanaceae. The record is from RefSeq and is a predicted model, not a curated record. The coding region runs from base 1 to 1053 and encodes 350 amino acids. The transcript is spliced from 4 exons.